UAUAGCCAAGAGUUGGCUACUGACAUCAUUCUGCACUCACUUCAUAAGGGGUUCAAUACGUUUCGAUUGAAUUUCAAUAUGAACGGGGUGUCGAAAACCCUUGCUGAGUUGCAUGGGAUGCUCAUGACUGCCGAGCAAAACAUCACUAUUGCACCUAAGAAGGAAGUUCUUAUGGUUCAAAAGGAAAAGGGUUUUAAGAAGGAAUGGGCUGGCAAGAAAAAGCAAGAUAAGGGCAAGCAAGUUGCCACUAAGACUGCUAUUAAGCCACAGGCAAAGGCAAAGCCAAAGGUGGCCGCAAAUGCCAAGUGCUUCUAUUGUGAUCAAAUAGGUCAUUGGAAGCGUAACUGCCCAAAGUACUUGAAGGAUAAGAAGUCUGGGGCUUCUUCUUCAGGGACUAAGAAGGAGUAGAACCUUGGCUAAAGGAGAGGUGGAACUGCGAGUUGGAAAUGGUGCAAGAGUUGCCGCCGUUGCAGUUGGGACUUAUAGUCUACCUUUGCCUUCUGGAUUAAUAUUAGAGCUUAAUAAUUGUUAUUACGUUCCUGCUAUU
Beta vulgaris subsp. vulgaris (sugar beet) is the source of this 547-nucleotide messenger RNA. RefSeq lists its product as uncharacterized. Gene Ontology annotation, molecular function: zinc ion binding; nucleic acid binding. Lineage: Eukaryota; Viridiplantae; Streptophyta; Magnoliopsida; Caryophyllales; Amaranthaceae. The transcript has 2 exons. The coding region runs from base 79 to 408 and encodes 109 amino acids. The record is from RefSeq and is a predicted model, not a curated record.